AUGGAGGUGGAUGCAGACGAGAAGCGCCAUCGCACACGGUCCAAAGGUGUUCGAGUUCCCGUGGAACCAGCCAUACAAGAGCUGUUCAGCUGCCCGACUCCUGGCUGUGAUGGCAGCGGUCACGUUAGUGGCAAAUAUGCAAGACACAGAAGUGUUUAUGGCUGUCCUUUGGCAAAAAAAAGAAAAACGCAAGAGAAACAACCCCAAGAACCUGCUCCUAAAAGAAAGCCUUUUGUGGUUAAAACUGAUAACUCUUCCGUAGAUGAAUGUUAUGAAACAGAUGGGACUGAGGAAAUGGAUGAUAAGGAAGAGGAGGAGGAGGAAGAGGAAGAGUAUUCUGAUGAUAAUGAGGAACAAGGUGAUGAGGAAGAAGAGGAGGAAGAUGAAGUAGAAGAUCGGGAAGAGGAGGAGGUUGAAGAGGAGGAGGAAGAGGAAGAAGAAGAUGAAGAAGAUGAAAAUGAUGAAGUGGAGGAGGAGGAAGAGGAAGAGGAGGAGGAGGAGGAGGAGGAAGAAGAUGAAAGCGAAGACCAUCAAAUGAAUUGUCACAAUACUCGAAUGCAAGACACAGAAAAAGACGAUAACAAUAAUGAUGAGUAUGAUAAUUACGAUGAACUGGUGGCCAAGUCAUUGUUAAAUCUUGGCAAAAUUGCAGAGGAUGCAGCAUAUAGAGCCAGGACUGAAUCAGAAAUGAAUAGCAAUACAUCUAAUAGCCUGGAAGAUGAUAGCGACAAAAAUGAAAAUGUUGGUCGUAAGAGUGAGCUGAGUUUAGAUUUAGACAGUGACGUUGUUAGGGAAACUGUGGACUCGCUCAAAUUGUUAGCACAAGGACACGGUGUAGUGCUUUCAGAAAACAUUAACGACAGAAAUUAUGCAGACAAUAUGUCGCAGCAAGAAAAUAGGAAUAUGAACUAUGGAAUUCUAGGAAAGCCUACAAACAAUGGGCUUACGGAAAAAAUGGUGGAAGAAAGUGAUGAAGAGGUUUGUCUCAGUAGCUUGGAAUGCUUGAGAAAUCAAUGUUUUGAUUUGGCCAGGAAGCUCAGUGAGACAAAUCCACAAGAAAGAAAUCAACAGCAAAACCUGAAUUCUCGCCAACACACCCGUCAAGAAGAUGAUUUUCAAGGACGGACACCCGAACGGAACUAUUCCGAUAUGAUGAACUUAAUGAGGCUUGAAGAACAGUUGAGUCCUAGAUCUAGAACUUUUUCUAGUUGUGCAAAAGAGGAUGGGUGUCAUGAAAGGGACGAUGACACGACCUCUAUUACUUCAGAUAGGUCUGAAGAGGUGUUCGACAUGACAAAAGGAAACUUAACGCUACUUGAGAAAGCUAUUGCUUUAGAAACAGAAAGAGCAAAAGCCAUGAGGGACAAAAUGGCAAUGGAAUCUGGAAGGAGGGAUAAUAUGAGAUCCUAUGAGGAGCAGUCUCCAAGGCAGAUUUCUGGAGAUGACAGGAAAUCUAAAUCCAGUGACGGCCAUGUCAAAAAGCCAUAUUAUGGUAAAGAUCCCUCAAGAACAGAAAAGAAAGAGAGCAAAUGUCCUACCCCUGGGUGUGAUGGAACUGGCCAUGUAACGGGGCUUUACCCCCAUCACCGCAGUUUGUCAGGAUGCCCACACAAAGAUAGGGUCCCUCCAGAAAUUCUUGCCAUGCAUGAAAACGUUCUUAAGUGUCCUACACCAGGCUGCACAGGCCGGGGCCACGUAAAUAGCAACAGGAAUUCUCACAGAAGCCUCUCGGGAUGUCCUAUUGCUGCAGCAGAGAAACUGGCUAAAGCUCAAGAGAAGCAUCAGAGCUGUGAUGCAUCAAAAUCAAACCAGGCAUCAGAUCGUGUCUUGAGGCCCAUGUGUUUUGUUAAGCAGUUGGAGAUUCCUCAAUAUGGCUACAGAAACAAUGUCCCCACCACAACGCCCCGCUCCAACUUGGCCAAGGAACUAGAGAAAUACUCUAAGACUUCGUUUGAAUAUAACAGUUAUGACAACCAUGCAUAUGGCAAGCGAGCCAUAGCUCCCAAGGUGCAGUCCAGAGAUAUUUCCCCCAAAGGAUAUGAUGCUAAACGUUACUGUAAGAAUUCGAGCCCAACCAGCAGCACAACAAGCAGUUAUGCUCCUAGCAGCAGCAGCAAUAUGAGCUGUGGAGGAGGCAGCAGCGCCAGCAGUACCUGCAGCAAGAGCAGCUUUGACUAUACUCAUGACAUGGAGGCAGCACACAUGGCUGCAACUGCUAUUCUGAAUCUUUCUACGCGUUGCAGAGAGAUGCCUCAGAACCUCUCCACUAAACCUCAGGACCUCUGUUCCAGGAAUCCUGAUAUGGAAGUUGAUGAAAAUGGAACGUUAGAUCUUAGCUUGAACAAGCAGAGGCAGCGGGAUGGUUGUUGCACCAUUUUGACGCCACUGGAACCAAUGUCACCGCAACAACAGGCUGUGAUGAAUAACAGGUGUUACCAGCUGAAUGAGGGUGACUGCUGGGACUUGCCGGUGGACUACACAAAAAUGAAGCCUAGUAGGAUAGAUGAAGAUGAUUCAAAAGAAAUUAAUCCAGAAGAUUUAGAUCCUUUCCAAGAAGCACUAGAAGAACGAAGGUAUCCUGGGGAAGUCACCAUCCCAAGUCCUAAGCCCAAAUAUCCGCAGUGCAAAGAGAACAAAAAGGAUUUAAUAACUCUAUCUGGCUGCCCCUUGGCUGACAAAAGUAUUCGAAGUAUGCUGGCCACAAGCUCACAGGAACUCAAGUGUCCAACUCCUGGUUGUGAUGGCUCUGGGCAUAUUACCGGAAAUUAUGCUUCACAUCGAAGCCUUUCAGGUUGUCCACGAGCAAAGAAAAGUGGGAUUCGGAUAGUACAAAGCAAAGAAGACAAGGAAGAUCAAGAGCCAAUUAGAUGUCCAGUUCCCGGUUGCGAUGGUCAGGGCCAUAUAACCGGGAAGUAUGCAUCUCACCGUAGUGCAUCAGGGUGCCCUCUAGCUACUAAAAGGCAAAAGGAUGGGUACUUGAAUGGUUCCCAGUUUUCUUGGAAGUCAGUGAAAACGGAAGGUAUGUCAUGUCCAACCCCAGGAUGUGAUGGCUCCGGACAUGUGAGCGGUAGUUUUCUUACACAUAGAAGUCUAUCAGGAUGCCCCAGAGCUACAUCAGCAAUGAAGAGAGCAAAGCUGUCUGGAGAACAAAUGCUUACAAUAAAGCAGCGGGCUAGCAAUGGUAUUGAAAACGAUGAAGAAAUUAAACAGUUAGAUGAAGAAAUAAAAGAACUAAAUGAAUCCAACUCUCAGAUGGAAGCUGAUAUGAUUAAACUCCGAACUCAGAUUACCACAAUGGAGAGCAACCUGAAGACGAUAGAAGAGGAAAACAAAGUAAUUGAACAACAAAAUGAAUCUCUUCUUCAUGAAUUGGCCAAUUUAAGCCAGUCUUUAAUUCAUAGUCUAGCUAAUAUCCAGCUACCGCAUAUGGAACCAAUCAAUGAACAAAAUUUUGAUGCUUACGUGACCACUUUGACGGACAUGUAUACAAAUCAAGAUCGUUAUCAGAGUCCAGAAAAUAAAGCCCUACUGGAAAAUAUAAAGCAGGCUGUGAGAGGAAUUCAGGUGUGA
This is a messenger RNA of Eublepharis macularius, 3570 nucleotides long. It is a transcript of the gene MYT1L, whose product is annotated as myelin transcription factor 1 like. Gene Ontology annotation, molecular function: RNA polymerase II cis-regulatory region sequence-specific DNA binding; zinc ion binding; DNA-binding transcription factor activity, RNA polymerase II-specific. Gene Ontology annotation, cellular component: nucleus. The record is from RefSeq and is a predicted model, not a curated record. NCBI's taxonomy places the organism in Eukaryota, Metazoa, Chordata, Lepidosauria, Squamata, Eublepharidae. The transcript is spliced from 20 exons. Gene Ontology annotation, biological process: regulation of transcription by RNA polymerase II. Bases 1 to 3570 code for a protein of 1189 amino acids.